Messenger RNA from Myripristis murdjan (pinecone soldierfish), 2406 nucleotides. Its product is annotated as kin of IRRE-like protein 3. Gene Ontology annotation, cellular component: cell-cell junction; plasma membrane. The record is from RefSeq and is a predicted model, not a curated record. The transcript has 17 exons. NCBI's taxonomy places the organism in Eukaryota, Metazoa, Chordata, Actinopteri, Holocentriformes, Holocentridae. Gene Ontology annotation, molecular function: cell adhesion molecule binding. Bases 1 to 2364 code for a protein of 787 amino acids. Gene Ontology annotation, biological process: cell-cell adhesion; synapse assembly.
AUGUCGCAGAUGUACCAGCCCUCUAACGCACUGCUGCUGGCUGGAAGCUGCAGUGAACUCAGUGUUGUUCGCACCGGGGAGAGGAGCGGUGCAACGUUCACCCAGCAGCCCACAGACCUGGUGGUGGUGGCAGGCCAGCCGGUCACCCUGCCCUGCUCUAUCCCCGGGUACCACGGCAUGGUGCUCUGGCUCCGUGACGGCAUGGCCCUGGGGGUCAACAGGGAUCUGUCAGGCUACCCACGCUACGAUAUCGUCGGAGACCACAGUAAAGGGGAAUACCACCUGUUGAUCCAGAGGACGGAGAUGCAAGACGACGCGUUCUUCGAGUGCCAAGCCAUCCAGGCAGCUAUCAGAUCACGACCCGCCCGCCUCACUGUGUUGGUUCCUCCUGAUGACCCAGUGAUAGUGGGUGCUCCGGUGGUGAGUCUACGGGCCGGUGACCACCUCAAUCUCACCUGCCAUGCCAACAAUGCCAAGCCCGCCGCCUCCAUCAUCUGGAUCCGCAACGGCCUGGUCCUGAGUGGUGCUAUGUACUCCAAGACCCUGCUGCGUGAUGGAAGGAGGGAGAGUACAGUCAGCACGCUCUAUUUGUCUCCCUCUAACAUCGAGUCCGGACAACAGAUUACCUGUCGUGCCUCAAACAAAGCAGCCCCCAAUGGAAAAGAUGCCACCGUCACAAUCGACAUUCAGCAUCUGCCCCUGGUCAACCUCACCGUGGAGCCACAGCCUGUUCUGGAGGGAAACCUGGUCAAGUUUCACUGCUCGGCCAAGGCCAACCCACCUGUCCUCUACUACAGGUGGGCCAAGGGUGGCAGUGUGAUUCCAGAAGUGUCAGAUGACACCUACGAGGUGGUUGUGGAUCACUCUUUCUUCACCGAGCCGGUGUCCUGCGAGGUCACCAACGCACUGGGCAACACCAACAUCAGCAGGAACGUGGACGUCUACUUUGGACCCCGGAUGGCCGCGGAGCCGCAGUCUCUCCAGGUGGACCAGGGCUCUGAUGCUGUAUUCAACUGUGCAUGGACAGGAAACCCCUCUCUCACCAUUGUGUGGAUGAAACGCGGCUCAGGAGUGGUGCUCAGCAACAAGAACACUCUGACACUGAAGGCGGUGAAGCAGGAGGAUGCUGGGAAGUAUGUGUGUCGGGCCGUAGUCCCCAGAGUCGGCGCCGGGGAAAAGGAGGUGACGCUCACUGUGAAUGGUCCUCCCACUAUCUCUAGCACCCAGACCCAGCAGGCACUCUACGGAGAGAAGGGUCAGAUCAAGUGCUUCAUCCGCAGCACCCCUCCUCCUGACCGCAUCGCCUGGUCCUGGAAGGAGACCGUGUUGGAGUCCGGGACGUCCGGGCGCUACACCGUGGAGACGGUGAGCACAGAGGAAGGCGUCAUCUCCACGCUGACCAUGAGUAACAUCGUCCCCGCCGACUUCCAGACCAUCUACAACUGCACCGCGUGGAACAGCUUUGGCUCCGAUACCGAGAUCAUACGACUCAAAGAGCAAGGGGGUGGUGGGAAGACUCUGCGGCUGGCUGUCAUCAUCGGCGUGGCCGUGGGGGCCUUCCUCGCUCUCUCCAUCCUCAUGGGGACUUUAGGUGCUUUCUGCUGUGCCCGAUUCCAGAGAAAGGAUGUCCAUCUGGUCAUGUCGUCUUUGCCUGUGUCCCUUUCACGACAGCGAGAUAUAAAAGCAGAGAAUCUCAAAGGAGUGGUCUCAGCAAAAAAUGACAUCCGGGUGGAGAUUGUUCACAAGGACCACAACGCGGCACGGGAGAGCGAUGAGCACACGAGCAUCAAACAGAUGAUGAUUGACCGCGGUGAGUUCCAGCAGGAGCCGGUGCUGAAGCAGCUGGAGGUGCUCCAAGAGGAGGAAAAGGAGUUCCAGCACAUCAAGGACCCCACCAACGGUUACUACAGCGUCAACACCUUCAAUGAGCACCACGCCACCCCUGCCAUGUCCCUGGCGCCCAGCCAGCCCCCCGACGUGGUUCGGAGCCCACCCAGUGGAACCAUGACCAUGGGCAAGCAGCGGGUGCCCACCGGCAUGUCUUUCACCAACAUCUACAACACUCUCGGCGCCGGUCCCAAUCGCCUGUACGACUACAGCCAGCGCUUCGUGCUGGGAAUGGGCAGCAGCUCCAUCGAACUGUGCGAGCGGGAGUUUCAGCGGAGCUCGCUCAGCGACUCCAGCUCCUUCAUCGACACGCAGUGCGACAGCAGCGUCAGCAGCUACAGCAAGCAGGACGGCUACGUGCAGUUCGACAAGGACAGCAAGACCUCGGCCUCCUCCUCGUCCCACUACUCCCAGUCGUCGUCCCAGAACUCAGACCUUACCCGGCCUCUGCAGAAACGCAUGCAGACCCACGUCUAACAGCCAGCGGGCGCCUCACUGGGAUAGCGUGGCUGGACGGGA